CCUCCGUCCAUGGCCAAACGAAAGCGAACAGACGAUGACGCUGACUACGCCGAUCAGCCGCGCCCUGUACCCGCGCGCACGAAGACACGUGCAGCCCCUAGAUCACCGCAGUCCCCAGACGCGUCCUUCGCAGCCCCGUCGCACCCUGCAUCCCGACACAUAAUCUCGCAGCCCGAGCCCCUCCAAUCCGCGCUCCUCGCAUGGUAUUCCACAGUGCACGAUGCUCGCCGAAUGCCCUGGCGCAAGCCCUACGACCUCUCCUUUAGCCCAGAGGAGCGUGCUCAGCGCGCCUACGAGGUCUGGGUCUCCGAGGUCAUGCUCCAGCAGACCCAAGUCGCCACCGUCAUUCCCUACUAUAACAGAUGGAUGCAACAGUUCCCGACCAUCAGACAUCUGGCGUCCUCCGACAUAGACACUAUCAACGGCAUCUGGAAGGGUCUCGGAUACUACUCGCGCGCCGCGCGCCUCCUCUCCGGCGCCAAAACGGCCGUCGAGGACUUCGCCGGCCGCCUCCCAGACAACGCGAAGGACAUGGAGUCGCGCAUCCCCGGCAUCGGGCGCUACAGCGCCGGCGCGAUCUGCUCCAUCGCGUACAACGAACGCGUCCCCGUCCUCGACGGGAACGUGCACCGCCUGCUCAGCAGACUCCUCGCCCUGCACGCGCCACCCAAGGCCAAGGCGACCCUCGACGUCCUCUGGUCCGCCGCCGCGACGAUGGUUCGCGGCGCCGCCCGCCCCGGGGACGUCAACCAGGCCCUCAUCGAACUCGGGAGCACCGUCUGCAAGCCCCGUGACCCCGACUGCGCCGCGUGCGUCCUCCAACCGUGGUGCGGCGCCUACCGCGCCUCCGCCGCAGACCUUAAGCCGUCUAUACCGGACGUCCCGGAUAUCGAGGAGAUCUGCACGCUGUGCGAGCCCAUUCCGCUCGCGAGCGCUGUCGGCACGCCCGAGCCCCCUGUUACCUCAUACCCCAUGAAAGCAGAGCGCAAGAAACAGCGAGAAGAAACGGACAUCGUCAACGUUGUCGAAUGGCGCAACGCCUCCGGCAGGUGGUUCCUGCUUGUCCGGCGCCCAGAGGGAGGCCUCCUAGCCGGCCUCCACGAGUUCCCCACCUCUCCAAACGUACCGACCCCGACGACACCCGCGGAACUGAAACGCCUCCCGCACUCUCUCCUACGCCCGCUCCUCAAAGUCCCGCCUCUCCCACCCUCAUCUGGCGCCGCCCAGCCCACGACGCGCUCAAAGCCUGCAGCGCACGCGCCGGAGGCCAUAGGGGCCUCCGCUCCUGCGCCCGGGGCGGCGUGCCAGAUCGUAAAGGUCAAGCCCGCGGGCGACGUGCUGCACGUGUUCUCCCACAUCCGCAAGACAUAUCGCGUGGAGUGGGUCGUGCUCGAGGGCGGCGGCGACGCCCCGCCUGAGCUCCUCAAGAGCAACGCGAGCGACGAUGAGGACGAGGACGAGGACGAGGGCGACGGCGGUGCAGGGGCGGCCGCUCCCGCUUCUGCACGCCCCUGCGCCGCGAUGUGGGUCCCCCUGGAGCAAGUCGAGGACCAAAACGUCGGGACGGGCGUGAUGAAGGUCUGGAAGCUUGCGCGCGCGCAGUGGGAACGACGUGGUGGCGGAGGUGGUGGCGGAGGCGGCGGAGGUGGUGGGCUCGAAGCGUACGGGUUCGGGCCCGGAUAG
Molecule: messenger RNA, 1683 nt
Organism: Heterobasidion irregulare TC 32-1
Lineage: Eukaryota; Fungi; Basidiomycota; Agaricomycetes; Russulales; Bondarzewiaceae
Exons: 9
Coding region: 10-1683 (557 amino acids)
Biological process (GO): mismatch repair; base-excision repair
Cellular component (GO): nucleus
Molecular function (GO): purine-specific mismatch base pair DNA N-glycosylase activity; 4 iron, 4 sulfur cluster binding; adenine/guanine mispair binding
Source: RefSeq, a predicted model, not a curated record